Messenger RNA from Maudiozyma barnettii, 534 nucleotides. It is a transcript of the gene RPL6B, whose product is annotated as 60S ribosomal protein eL6. The record is from RefSeq and is a predicted model, not a curated record. Bases 1 to 534 code for a protein of 177 amino acids. Gene Ontology annotation, biological process: ribosomal large subunit assembly; cytoplasmic translation. Lineage: Eukaryota; Fungi; Ascomycota; Saccharomycetes; Saccharomycetales; Saccharomycetaceae. Gene Ontology annotation, molecular function: structural constituent of ribosome; RNA binding. Gene Ontology annotation, cellular component: ribosome; cytosolic large ribosomal subunit. The transcript has a single exon.
AUGAGUGCUCAAGCUGUUCCAAAGUGGUUCCCAUCUGAAGAUGUUUCUGCCCAAAAGAAGACUAGAAAGGCUAUCCGUCCACAAAAAUUACGUGCUUCUUUAGUUCCAGGUACUGUUUUGAUCCUAUUAGCUGGUCGUUUCAGAGGUAAGAGAGUUGUUUACUUGAAGCACCUAGAAGACAACACUUUGUUGAUCUCUGGUCCAUUCAAGGUCAAUGGUGUUCCAUUGAGAAGAGUUAAUGCUCGUUAUGUCAUUGCCACUUCUACUAAGGUUGCUGUCGACUCUGUUAAUGUUGACAAAUUCAAUGUUGAAUACUUUGCUAGAGAUGCUAAGUUAACCAAGAAGGAAAAGAAAGAAGCUCAAAUGUUCCCAGAAAACACUUCCAAGGAAAUUAAAACUGAAAGAAUUGAAGAUCAAAAGAAUGUCGACAAGGCUCUAUUAGCUGAAAUCAAGAAAACUUCUUUACUAAAGCAAUACUUGGCUACUUCUUUCUCCUUGAAGAAUGGUGAAAAGCCACAUAUGUUAAAGUUCUAA